CAAAGAGCUCUGAAGGUAUAUAUGAACACUUUUUAUGGGAAAGCUGGAAACUCAUUAUCUCCUAUCUUUCUUCGUGCAUUAGCUGGAGGAACUAUUUCAGCAGGAAAAUACAACCUUAAUCUUGUCACAAAAUUUGUAACGAAGAAAGGGUUUGGGAUAAAAUAUGGAGAUACCGAUUCUUUAUAUCUCACCUGCCCAGAAAAGUAUUACAAAAAAUGUGAUGAAGCCUUCUCCAGAAAAGAACUUUCUAAGGAAGCAUACUGGACUGAAAUGGUUGAAAUCACUAUGAAUAUGGCAUACGAAGAGGUAUUAUUUCCCGUCUGCUUCACCGGCAAGAAAAAAUAUUUCAGUGUAUCACAUGAAGAGGUGGUCAAUUCUAGGUUAGAUAAUCUCUUUAUGAGAGGAAUUGAUACUAUGAAGCAAGGGAAUUCUGAGCUUUUUAGAUUUAUCAGAGAAAAGAUUAUGUGGGAGGCUAUGGGUAUCAAUAACACACAUUCAAUUCACGAAAUUGUUGAAGAUGUUCUCCGAGAUGCUAGAUUUAGGCAGUGGGAUUUUAACCAGUUUGUUAUAAUAUCUAAAUGGAAGGCUAAAGGAGGCCUCGCAUGCAAUAAAAUCUUUAUAGAACAGAUGAGAGAAAGAAUAGCAAGCAGAGAAAAAAAUAUAAAGAUCUCUGACUCUGGCGAGCAGUUUAGCUAUAUUGUAGUGAACAAUGGUUUCCGCUAUAAAGAAGAUGGUACGAAAUCAACAAGGAAGGGCAAUUAUAUGGAGUUCGCAAAUAUUGCGAAAGAGUUUAAUAUGGAGAUAGAUAUCAGGUACUAUUUAGAACAAACUAUAAGGAUGUACGCACGCUUCAUGAAUGAAGAUGAUAGUUUUCAACCACCCCUAUCAAAUAAAAUAAUGCAGAUUAAAGAUUUGGACAAAAGAGAAAAGGAUAUCGAUGAUUAUUCCCAGAAAAAAGCAAAAAACUGGCUUAUAAGAUAUAUCAAGAGCCUUCAAUAA
This is a messenger RNA of Funneliformis geosporum, 999 nucleotides long. The record is from the annotation of a GenBank genome assembly. NCBI's taxonomy places the organism in Eukaryota, Fungi, Glomeromycota, Glomeromycetes, Glomerales, Glomeraceae.